AUGUGUAUGUGUAUACACGGGGAGGAGUGGGAAGGAGAGGACAGCGAAGUAUCAGACGAGGGGUGACCGUGUGGGGUGUACGACACGAUUAUUAUGUUAUAUGCAUGCGACGUCGUCCGUGACAUCGUGUCGCGUAAAGUGUAAUAAAAAGCGGUAUAAAAGAGUGCGCGCGAUACCUUCUCAGCGCGCUUAUCAUCAUCAUCGUUAUGGCUCCGUUCGCGUGGACCUUCCGUGGCAAUAUCAAUCGGUUUUUCGUCGACGCACAAAUCUUGCAGUAUCUGAUCGUGCUAGUGAGCCUGUUCAAUCUCUCUCUCUGCCUCUACGAGGAUCAAGUCGGCAAAUUCGAUUGGAGACAGAAUUAUGUCGGCAAAAUUAAAUUCGCCAGCUUUGAUACGGUGUCGACGGCGAAGAAGAUCAUCGUCGCCACCGAGGAAAACGUCAUCGCCGCGCUUAAUCUGAAAUCAGGCCAAAUAUUAUGGAGGCGAGUGUUGGAGAAAGGUUAUGGCGGACAUAUCAGAACUCUAGGAGGUGUUGCUGAUGGAGAUCUGAUAUCUGUCAGUGGAGGUGUUCCUGCCAUUGUUCGCGCUUGGGAUUUGGCAACUGGGCAUAUACUUAAUGAGUGGCCAAUAGCUGAGCAAAAUACUGAUAGGAUAAAAGAUGUAAAAUGGCAUAUCAAAGAUGGAACAUUACAUCAUAUACUACCUAUUUAUAAUAGCGGAGUUGAAGUAACAUCUUAUGAUAGUAAAACAGGAGAAAAAUUAAAGACUAGAAGAGUUUCUGCACCAUUUAUAAGUCAAGAAACAGAAUGCGUUCUGGCAGCUCCAUAUUUAGCAUGUUUGAAGGGAGAUAGUUCUUUAGCUAUAGUGAUCCUAGUACAUCUAUUUGAUACUAAUGCACAGCCACAGUCAGUUACAAUCAAUACAAUAUUCGGGGCUGGCGCACAAGGGCCAUAUAAACUAGAAUCUGUACUUGGAGAGGAACCUGUAAUUUCCAUUAAUGCCGAUAACGACCAAAGAAAGCGGAUUCUGAUUAUCGGAGAACUUCCAAUUCCUAUACAGAGAGAUAUUGUUGGUGAUGCAACGCUUUAUGUUGUUUCUAUUGAUAAUGAGAAAGUACUUUUGGAAACAACAUAUAAAAAUGGAAGAAUAGAAAUAGCAGCUACAGAUCUCUCGUCGUCCACACCUUUACCUGAUUUAUCGGUCACUUUAACACAUACUUCUAUACAAUCUCCGGCUAUAAUGGCAUCUGUUUGUCCGCGUCAAACGAAAGGAAUAACAUGCCGUCAUUUGUUAUCUUCGCAAGAUCACAGCAUUGCGUUAUUGCAACAUAAUAAACUAGUAUGGGCGAGAGAAGAAGCACUUGCCAGUAUUGUAGCUGUUGAAAUUAUAGAGUUACCUAUGUCCGACAGAGAUCAAGCUAUUGAAACGGAAUUUGAUCAAAAAGAGAGUAUUGAUGUAGACAGUUCAUGGGAUGUGUUAAGUAUGUUUUUACGAAGAAUUACUUCACAAAUUAAUCAAGCCAGAGCAUUCUUUCAAACGAUAUUGGAUUUAGGACCUCAGCAAUCCAAUCAACGUAUCGAUCUCGUACGAGAUAAGUUCGGUUUGCACAAAAUGAUCGUAGCCGUUACAGCCGCUGGCAAGUUGUAUGGUAUUGAAACUAGGAGAGGUGAAAUUAUUUGGCAACUCAGACUACCUAAUAUCCGUGGUUUCACAAAACUAUCUAAUAGAAUGAUCUUAUAUGUACAAAGAGGUAGCAGACACUUUCCUCAUCCACCUCAAUGUGCAUUAUUAGCAGAAGACAAGGAAACUGGAGAAGGCGUUGUAUACACUUUUAAUCCGAUUACCGGACAACCGUUGGACGGACUGGUGAAACUUGGCUACAAAAUUAAGCAGUCUAUGCUACUGCAUGUAACGACCGAUGACUUCUUGCGCGGUAUCCUCAUUCUUGAUGCACGGGAUAAAGUUCACGUUUAUCCCGACAGUGCUAUCACAGUUGCGGCUUCACUCGGCAAGAGUACAUAUCUCUUUACUGCUGAUCAAACGACAGGGAUAUUGUCUGGCUUCUCUCUUUCAUAUAGCACAACUCAGGAACUAAUCGCUCACAAGGUAUGGGAAUUGUUACUAUCGCCGAGAAAUCAAAGAAUAACACAAGUUGUAGCGAAAAAUCCGAUAGAACGUGUGCAUUCACAAGGAAGGGUCUUAAGUGACAGAUCGGUAUUGUAUAAGUAUAUUAAUCCUAAUUUAGUGGCUGUGGUGACAGAAGGUAUCGGACAUGCUCAUAAAAAUACACUUAAUUUAUAUCUAUUGGAUGUAGUAUCCGGGGCUAUGAUUUUCUCCAUCACGCACAAGAGAGUACGCGGUCCAAUCCAUAUUGUGCACUCAGAAAAUUGGUUGGUAUAUGGUUAUUUUAAUGAAAAAGGACGUAGAACAGAGAUUGCUACAUUAGAACUCUAUGAAGGAAAAAUACAGAGUAACACCACAGUAUUUUCUUCUUUAGCAACAAUUAAAUUGCCAAUUGUAGAAAGGCAAGCUUUUAUUUUUCCGGCAUCUAUAGAGUAUAUGCAGGAAACAAUCACUGAAAAGGGUAUUACUAGCAAACAUAUAAUAGUUGCUUUAGCCAAUGGUGGAAUAUUAGAGUUGCCGUGGAUGAUGGUGGAUCCACGACGGCCUACUAAUCCUGAAAUGCGAGAAGAAGGAGUAAUACCAUAUAUGCCCGAAAUUCCAAUCCAUAUGGAUGCUAUUAUUAAUUACAACCAAAGCGUUUCUAGGGUUACGGGUAUUCAUACUAGUCCCAGUGGCCUUGAAAGUACUUGUUUAGUUUUUGUACAUGGUCUUGACCUAUUUUAUACAAGAGUGGCACCAUCUAAAACAUUCGAUGUCCUAAAGGAGGACUUUGACUAUUAUCUUAUUGUGAUAGUACUCGCCGCGUUGUUGAUCUCAUCGUACAUCACCAAAAAAUUAGCAUCCCAAAAAGCUCAGAAACAAGCAUGGAAAUGAUGCCUCUCUUUUCUAGAAUCAUGUAAUAUUUAUGAAUCUGUUCACUAUAGGCAAGAAUUUUUGCUAAAAAUAACUUGUAAAAUAUACUGUUUUAUAAAUAGUUAAUUUUAAAGAA
Messenger RNA from Cataglyphis hispanica, 3111 nucleotides. RefSeq names its product ER membrane protein complex subunit 1 (gene EMC1). The coding region runs from base 207 to 2996 and encodes 929 amino acids. Gene Ontology annotation, biological process: protein folding in endoplasmic reticulum. NCBI's taxonomy places the organism in Eukaryota, Metazoa, Arthropoda, Insecta, Hymenoptera, Formicidae. Gene Ontology annotation, cellular component: EMC complex. The record is from RefSeq and is a predicted model, not a curated record. The transcript has 15 exons. Gene Ontology annotation, molecular function: protein binding.